GGGCAGCACCCUGUCCUUCACCGUGGCCUUCCAGAUCCUCAAGCCCGGCCUGCAUCGCUCCUUCUCCGUAUUCUCAGUAGAUUAAACCUCGCUAGAAUUGACCUCUUACACAAUACAGUUAUAUCACAUGAACAGCAGUGAGGUUAAUCCACUUGUCACCUUAUAAAUUGAACGGAUAUAAAACAUAAUAACCCACAUGUACUCAUGAGAGAUUGUCUGCAAACCAACACAAUCUUGCGUAAAGUAUCAUCAAAGAAAGUAUAAUCAAAGAGAAAAUGCCUCCACCACAUAUGAGUUAGCAUUAAGAGACAUGCAUGAGCACAAUAACAAUAACUUCUACUCAGACAGUAAGCAUGUAUUCAACUUUCUCAGAACAAUACCACUGUGUGUGUGCUUGUGGAAUACGAUCACAAGGCAGGCAGUGUUGCCUCUAACUGUAGUAUUAACUAGUUAACCUCAACAUAUUAAGGAUAAGUUAAGUGAGAGAAAGAAUGAAAGAGCCUCAUGAAGCCCUCCCUGUCUCUUCCUCUCAUGAUUUAGCUGAGUCAGGUAUAGAGAGGUCUAAAGCUUUAGGGGACAACCUGGAGUCAGCCAAGCAAACAAGGUUCAUCUCAUUGGCGGCAGAAUCUGUAAACUAGUAACACGUGUAUGUUACUUAGAAUGUAGUCCUUUAUGGAUUUUUCUAUACUUAUUUCAAUAAUUUCUUAAUUUAAACCUAUGGUAAAUGUGUCCCAUGAUCACACAGAAAUACAAAUCACAUACAUGUACAUCUGGAGUGUAUAGAAAAGAACAGUUACAAAUUGAGCAGUGAGAAUAAUUAACGUGUUCACAUAUUCCAAUUGUACAGUUUGUAUGUAGAGACAUGAGGAGUGUGCGGCUCUAGGGAAUAGACUGUUCCUCAUUUUGAAUAUAGACGAGUUUCUUCUUCGUUCUUAAAUGUGACCUAAUGUGGUUCUCUGUCACCCCUUCCUCCUCAGCUGAGUCAGCACAUGAAGCUGAAGCUGCAGUUCACCGCCUCAGUGACCAACCCGCCCCCUGAUGCCCGCCCACUCUCACGUGAGAACCAAUCAUCUGAGCUUCUGCUCUGAGUAUUUGAGCUAGCAUGUGGUAUAUACUGAUCAGAUGUGCUUAUAUAGUCACUCCCAGUGGCUGGCUGGAGGGAAAAGAUGGCAGGGGUAGCUUCCUCGAUUGUGCAAAUGUUACGUGGGGCGGGGGGGGGGGAUAAACAUUUCACUCACUAACAUCUGAAGGAUGGCUAUGUUAUUUCUGACAGAUGACACUGAAACGACACCUGUUCAAUCGUACGUAGAGCACCUUUAAGUCGGCUUUCUAAAACAAUCUGCCAUCAGACACAAAAAUGUGGUUAUGUCUCGUACUGAUGAGGUUUUUAAUUCUUAUUAUGGAGUGGGGAGGUUAUGGAUAUGCGGAUGCCCUUUCAGUGUAUCACAUGUAUAUCUGUAAAUAUAUUCCAUGCGUAUAGUAAGAAGUAAGCGUGUGACGGAUGGAUCGACCACCGGGCCUCACUGAGCAUUAAUGCUGAGGACUAAACCCAGAUGGAAUUGGAGACGGCAACACUCCCUCUCCUCCCUGCUCUCUGGUCAAAGAAGCCAUCUCUUUUACACACGUCAGCGGACUCCUCGGCUCAGUCUUCGUGGGGCUUUAGGCCGCGGUCGAGGCGCAGACAGCUGCGGGCUGACGGGACCUUGGAGGGCCUCAGACCGUUGUUCCUCUUGCAGGCCCUUUGGGUGGAGGCGCUGUAUAUCUGACGGUGUGUCCUUCCUCCCAGCUCUAGGGAAGAACAGCCCCUCCAGCCCGGCGGUGAGGGACCUGCUGGACCGCCACCAGGCCAGCCUGGGCCGCUCGCAGUCCUUCUCCCACCAGCAGCCGUCCCGCUCACACAUCAUGAGGACGGGCAGUGCCAUGGAGCGGCGCGCUAUAACCCCUCCUGUGGGCUCCCCCGUGGGGAGACCGCUGUACCUGCCCCCCCCAGACAAGGCGCUGCUCUCCCUGGACAAGAUCGCCAAGAGAGAGUGCAAGGUCCUGGUGCUGGAGCCCAUCUGCUGAGAGACGGACGGGGGGAGGAGGAGAGAGCUGGAGCGAGAGAGAGAGACCGGGAAACAGGAGGUAAACAGGAAGUAGAUUGAGUGACCGAAGGCAAAAUAGCAAAAUACAUGUCAUCAAGUACAAAGUGUACACAAGUAACUGCUAGGUGGGGAAAAUAGACAAAAGGUCAUAUUGAGUUGGUUUAACACAAGAGAACAGGAGAUGACUUCUGGGGAUUCAGCAAAGUGUUGUUAAACAGGUCAGUCCUUAGCUAAAGACUGUCCAAUGGGACAGUCCUUAACUAAAGACUGUUCAACGGGACAGUCCUUAACUAAAGACAGUUCAACGGGACAGUCCUUAACUAAAGAUCAUCCAACAGGACAGUCCUUAACUAAAGACCGUCCAACAGGACAGUCCUUAACUAAAGAUCUUUUCAACAGGACAGUCCUUAACUAAAGACAAAGGCUGUGUCUCAAUGGUGAGGAGGCUUCCUAUAACCUCAUGACCCAAAAGGGAAAGUCUUUGUUAGGUAGCUACUUUGUGAAAGUACUUGAAUGAGGCUGCAGAUUAGCAGCGCCUGACAACCCAAAAAGUCACUUUGGCCGUUUGUGUCUAUUUAGUGAAGGUCCAGGUCCCUAUGCCAGCCGUUCAUAUACAGUUCUCUUGAAAUAAUGAAGACACAUUAACCCGACAGACAUGUUCGAUUGGCAAAUAGGUACUCAUUCCUUGACAUGAUAAUUGUGAUAAUUUAAAAGACAAAUUUCUUGUGCCUUAUGGUCUCAUGAGAUAUCCUCCACCGACCAAGUAGCCUUCCCACGCUUCCUUGAAGCUUGCCCUAACUGGGCACCUAGUUAGGAUGUUUCCUCUGCUUCUUACUGUAUUGGAAUAUACGUCGCAACUCAGCAACUCAGACACAGAGAAAGUGUGGGCUACCCUUUCCAAGCUGCUGCUCACCAGCAUGAAGGAGAACCAUCAAGUGAGCUCAGGAGAUUGACCAGUUCCUAACGCUGGUCCCCCCUGAAUCCAGACAUCCCUAGGACAUGAGGAGGCUCUGAGAACACAUUUUAUAGAAGGUGUCUUAAUCGGCCCCAACCCAGAAGACAUCCACUAAUUAGUAGAACACUGUGAUCCACUAAUUAGUAGAACACUGUCAUCCACUAAUUAGUAGAACGCUGUGAUCCACUAAUUAGUAGAACCCUGUCAUCCACUAAUUAGUAGAAUUAGUAUUAUUAACUAAUUAUGAAACACUAUGGAUAGAUUGAAACAGCCAAAUCAAUGUUGAACAUUCAGCAACAAGAGGCAUGAGAUAAGAGGUGUUUUAUUAAUUAAUUGAAUCAUGUAUUUACUUGUAUUAUUAUUUAUAUAUUUAUUUAUAUUAUACUUUAUUUAUUAAUAAACGAUCAUUAUAGAGAACUGCUUAACUUCAUUUUGUGAGAUUUUGUAGGAUUUCUGAAGGUGAGCUGAGGGUUUAAAUGGGCGCCUUUUACAACCUUUGAUGUCUUUCAGAAAGUAUUGAGAGUAACAUACAUGGUGAACGACAUGCUUGUGUUACAGAUGUAUUAUUUAGCUGGAGUUGACUCUCUGAAGCUCUCGUGUACUGCCCAUGAGAGCUGACCCCCCCCCUUACUGGCAUCCUAACGUAAUUGACAUUUUAUGACAAUAGGAGGUUAAAGUAUUGUACUUUGUGCAGCAUUCAAUAGUGUUGUAAUCACAUUGUUUUCAGUAAUACCAUUUUUAGACAAAUGUCUGAUCACAUAAAAACAAGUGAAUGAAAGCAGAAUGAAUGCUGAAUGGAGAACUAUCUGUUCAUCUUGUCAAGUUGUAGAUGAUUCAGUUGUAAAUAUACACAUUUCAUUCAAAA
Messenger RNA from Gadus morhua (Atlantic cod), 3904 nucleotides. Its product is annotated as microtubule-associated protein 11. The record is from RefSeq and is a predicted model, not a curated record. Gene Ontology annotation, biological process: cilium assembly. Bases 1534 to 2064 code for a protein of 176 amino acids. Gene Ontology annotation, molecular function: alpha-tubulin binding. NCBI's taxonomy places the organism in Eukaryota, Metazoa, Chordata, Actinopteri, Gadiformes, Gadidae. Gene Ontology annotation, cellular component: TRAPPII protein complex. The transcript is spliced from 2 exons.